GGAUAUGCUCCACCACCAAAAAAUGGAAUUGAACAGAAGCGACCUGGGCGCCCCUUAAAUAUAACAUCUCUAGUUAGGUUGUCAUCAGCAGUGCCAAACCAGAUUUCCAUUUCCUGGGCUUCGGAAAUUGGAAAGAAUUACUCCAUGUCUGUGUAUCUCGUUCGCCAGCUCACUUCAGCUAUGCUUUUACAGAGGUUAAAAAUGAAAGGUAUCAGAAACCCCGAUCAUUCCAGAGCACUAAUUAAAGAAAAACUAACUGCAGAUCCUGAUAGUGAGAUUGCCACAACCAGUCUGCGGGUAUCUCUGAUGUGUCCUCUGGGAAAAAUGAGACUGACAAUCCCAUGCCGGGCCGUUACUUGCGCACACCUGCAAUGUUUUGAUGCUGCUCUUUAUCUUCAAAUGAAUGAAAAGAAGCCUACCUGGAUCUGCCCUGUCUGUGACAAAAAGGCAACUUAUGAGAGCCUAAUAUUAGAUGGGCUCUUUAUGGAAAUCCUUAAUGAAUGUUCAGAUGUGGAUGAGAUCAAAUUCCAAGAAGAUGGGUCCUGGUGCCCCAUGAGGCCAAAGAAAGAAGCUAUGAAAGUCUCAAGUCCACAGUGCACCAAAAUAGAAAGUUCCAGUGUUUUUAGGAAACCCUGUUCUGUGACAGUGGCCAAUGAAGUAAACAAGAAGAAAGUCGAUGUUAUUGACUUGACAGUAGAAAGUUCUUCUGAUGAAGAGGAAGAUCCUCCUGCCAAAAGGAAGUGCAUAUUUAUGUCUGAAAUACACGGGAGCCCAACCAAAGGGGUCCUUGUGUAUCAGCCACCUACUGUCAGAGUGCCCAGCAUGACAACGGUUGAUGCUGCUGCUAUUCCACCUUCAUUAACAGACUACCCAGUACCAUUCCAUCACCCACCAAUAUCCAGUAUUUCAUCAGACUUGCCAGGACUGAAUUUUCUUUCACUAAUCCCAGCUGAUUCACAGCAGUACUGUCCUCCUAUGUUUUUGGAUAGUCUCACCUCAACCUUAACAAGCAGUGUGCCUGGCAGCAUCACCACAUCAACCAGCCACCAUGAGAGCAGCACACAUGUUAGCUCCUCCAGCAGGAGCAAGACAGAAGUGAUAACCAGAAGCAAAGGCAGUGCUCCUGACAUCAUCUCACUGGACUGA
Molecule: messenger RNA, 1146 nt
Organism: Pyrgilauda ruficollis (rufous-necked snowfinch)
Lineage: Eukaryota; Metazoa; Chordata; Aves; Passeriformes; Passeridae
Product: E3 SUMO-protein ligase PIAS2-like
Exons: 9
Biological process (GO): regulation of transcription by RNA polymerase II; protein sumoylation
Molecular function (GO): SUMO ligase activity; transcription coregulator activity; zinc ion binding
Source: RefSeq, a predicted model, not a curated record